Molecule: messenger RNA, 2009 nt
Organism: Dendroctonus ponderosae (mountain pine beetle)
Lineage: Eukaryota; Metazoa; Arthropoda; Insecta; Coleoptera; Curculionidae
Product: fidgetin-like protein 1
Exons: 6
Coding region: 314-1939 (541 amino acids)
Molecular function (GO): ATP binding; microtubule severing ATPase activity; ATP hydrolysis activity
Source: RefSeq, a predicted model, not a curated record
GAUUUUAGCCAUCGGGGCGCUCCGCUAAUAUCGAUUUUUGGGAAUCAAACUAGCGAAGAAUUUUGCCCAGUCCCGUCUUUAUCUAUGCUCAGUCCUAUUUGCUGUCCUUCUCUUGUGCAUGUCAAUGGUUGCUGUGAGCAUACAAAGUAAGGUUAUAACCGGAAUGAAGCAAAAUUUUCUUGGUGUAAACCACAAAAUAUCCCCCCUUAUGGGGUAUGUCCUGUGAUGUAAACAACUUGUACAUGUCUUCAUCUAUGGUAAACAACACAAUUUCCAUUUAUAAUUGUAAUAAACUGUGCUGGAAUAUUUGAAAAUGGACUCACUAAACGUGUACGAAAUUGCGAAUGUUCAGAGAGAAAAUAUCCUGCUGUUUUUGCAGGGCGCUUCUGAAGGCUUGGACAAUGCCAGCGCCUGCCACCUCCUGAAUCAGAAACUUGCUCAAUACACAAGCACAGUCUACAAAGGUGGCGAUAACAUUUACAAUAAGCUGUUACAUGAGAUUCGGUCGAAAAUGGACACCGAAUUUACUCUGAGAGUCCCGAAGCACCUUAAAAAGCUGGACUUAAACGCCCAAAUUACCAAACUGGAUUGUUCUGAACAGGGACUACACUGUGCCAAAUCUGAAUUAAUCAGCGAAUCCGAACUUAAGCAGUUUGCGGACUGGUUUGCUGCGAAACAACAGCCAUCUAUAUUGCGCAAAUUUACAGAUAAUGAGAGCAAUAUAAUUGAAACUCCGCAAGUCUUGCAAAGCAAAUCUCAGUUUUCGGGUGCUGGUCGAAUUGCCAACAGGAAAACUGAUUUGUCCCAAUUCACCACUGCCAGGCACGAACUGGAGAACCAGAAAUUUGCCAGAAAAGUAGGCACAGGCCUGGGCCAGUCUUAUUCAGACGAUAACAUCAAUACGGAGUCCAGAAAGAAACUGGGCAGUAGAAGAACUGCCAAGGGCAAGUUUGUGUCCCCACUUCUAGCACACAGAGAAAGCGAAUCGAAAAAUGAAGAAAAAGGAAGUUCAACGUUGGUGGACGACCGGCUGAAGAACAUUGAUCCCAAAAUGGUCGAGCUAAUAACCGCAGAGAUUAUGGAUAAAGGACCUGAAGUGGCCUGGAACGAUAUUGCUGGUCUGGAAUUUGCAAAGGCUGCCAUUCAAGAAGCGGUAGUGUGGCCUUUAUUGCGGCCCGAUAUUUUUACAGGAUUACGCAAACCGCCAAAGGGUAUAUUGCUCUUUGGACCUCCAGGGACUGGUAAAACUUUAAUCGGAAAAUGCGUUGCUUCCCAAAGCAAAUCAACAUUUUUUAGCAUCAGCGCUUCAUCGUUAACAUCGAAAUGGAUUGGGGACGGCGAAAAAAUGGUCAGAGCUCUUUUUGUGGUUGCCCGAGUCCAUCAGCCCUCUGUGAUUUUUAUUGACGAAGUCGACUCGCUUUUGACCCAACGAAGCGACACCGAACACGAAAGCUCUCGGCGUAUAAAAACUGAGUUCUUAGUGCAGUUGGAUGGAGCCACCACCGAUAGUGAGGAGCGACUUUUGGUUAUUGGGGCCACUAAUCGGCCUCAAGAGCUGGACGAGGCCGCACGCCGACGUUUCGUUAAACGCCUGUACAUUCCCUUGCCGGAACACCAGGCCAGAGUCGAUUUACUGAAGCAGCUGAUGGGCAGCGAGCGACAUUCUUUAACGGAUGACCAAAUUGAAGCCAUCGCCCAGCAAUCUGCGGGUUACUCGGGAGCGGAUAUUAAACACUUGUGUUCUGAAGCUGCUCUGGAGCCGAUCAGAUCACUGGACUUGUCGAAUAUUGAAAAUAUUCAGGCUUCGCAAGUGCCGUCCGUAUCGGUAACCGAUUUCCAAAAGGCCCUAAGCAAGGUAAGGGCCAGUGUUUGUCCAAAUGAUUUAGUCCAGUACCUGCGCUGGAACGAGACUUAUGGUUCUGGAAUUAGCUUUGUUUGACUGUGGCAUAAUUUUUCGUGUUUAAAUUAUAGUAGUUUGUGUGAAAUGAAAUAUAUUUCUCGGUUCGUAA